Molecule: messenger RNA, 3937 nt
Organism: Harmonia axyridis
Lineage: Eukaryota; Metazoa; Arthropoda; Insecta; Coleoptera; Coccinellidae
Gene: fliI
Product: protein flightless-1
Exons: 16
Coding region: 54-3764 (1236 amino acids)
Biological process (GO): actin polymerization or depolymerization; barbed-end actin filament capping; actin filament severing
Cellular component (GO): actin cytoskeleton; cytoplasm; nucleus
Molecular function (GO): actin filament binding; phosphatidylinositol-4,5-bisphosphate binding
Source: RefSeq, a predicted model, not a curated record
AAUCAAAAUAAAAUUUAAGUUUUUAGUUUACAUUCUUGCUUGCUCACAACAUAAUGGCCAACACAGGAGUCUUGCCUUUCGUUAGAGGAAUUGAUUUUACAAGAAAUGAUUUUAGUGAAGAGAGGUUUCCCGAGGCUGUGAGCCAUAUGACUGGAGUGCAAUGGCUAAAGUUGGACAGAACGAACUUGACAGAAAUACCCAGAGAAAUGGGAAACCUUCUAAAACUAGAACACUUGUCAAUGACUAGAAAUAAUUUAGAAAAGUUGUAUGGGGAGCUAACAGAGUUGAAUUGUUUGAGAACGCUCAAUUUACGUUACAAUAAAGUUAAAGCAUCAGGAAUACCAGCACAGUUAUUUAAUUUGGAAGAACUUAAUACGUUGGAUCUAAGUCAUAAUAAUUUAAAAGAAGUUCCAGAAGGCCUCGAUAAAGCAAAGUCACUGUUGGUAUUAAAUUUGAGUUAUAACAGCAUUGACAGUAUACCAAACACUCUAUUCAUCAACCUGACAGAUCUUCUAUUUUUGGAUCUCAGUCACAACAAUUUGGAAACGUUGCCACCACAAACAAGAAGGUUGGCAAAUUUACAAACACUCAUUCUGAAUGAUAACCCCCUAGGUCAUUUUCAAUUACGACAACUCCCCUCACUUCUCAAUCUUCAAACGUUACAGAUGAGGAAUACCCAGAGAAAUCUGAACAAUUUUCCUGCCAACCUAGAAAACCUCACAAAUCUUACCGACGUAGAUUUAUCACAAAACGCACUGCCUAAAGUACCGGAAUCGCUGUAUUCCUUGCUUAAUCUGAAAAGGUUGAACUUGAGCGAAAAUGAAAUAACGGAGGUGUCGACAGCGAUUGAGAUGUGGCAGAAAUUGGAGGUGCUGAAUUUAUCUCAAAAUAAAUUAACCAGUUUACCAUCUUCCUUGUGCAAAAUCUACACUUUGAGAAGGUUGUAUGUGAAUGAUAACAAGCUAGAUUUCGAAGGUAUUCCCUCUGGCAUCGGAAAACUAGGAGCUUUAGAAGUGUUUUCUGCGGCCAAUAACGAAUUAGAGAUGAUUCCCGAAGGUCUGUGCCGAUGCGGUUCUUUGAAAAAACUCAAUUUGAGUUCGAAUCGUCUGAUAACCCUGCCAGAUGCUAUUCAUCUAAUCUGCGAUAUGGAGUCUUUGGACUUGAGGAAUAACCCUGAUCUUAUCAUGCCUCCGAAACCCAAGGAAAUGACGCAGGGAGCUGGCGUGGAAUUUUACAACAUUGAUUUUUCCCUUCAGAACCAACUGAGAUUGGCGGGGGCCAAUGUUCCGGCACCUUUACCCACACAAAAUCCUAGUAAAGAUCCAAUAGCGAGAAAAAUGAGAUUGAGAAGAGGGAGGAGAGACCAAGAAGAAGCCGAUCAAGACCAAGCCAAAAUACUUAAGGGUAUGAAAGACAUAGCGAAAGACAAAAAUAUGAACCUUCAAGAUGAAGAAGAUGCUAGAGCAGAAUCUUUGAAACCGAAAAGAUGGGACGAAUCCCUGGAGAAACCCCCUCUAGAUUACUCCGAAUUUUUCGAUGAAGAAGCCGGUCAAUAUCCAGGUAUCACCAUCUGGGAAAUAGAGAACUUUCUUCCGAACAGAAUCGACGAAGUGGCUCAUGGAAAAUUCUACGAGGCCGAUUGUUACAUUAUUCUCAAGACCACCUUGGAUGACAACGAAUCGUUGUCUUGGGAGAUCUAUUUCUGGAUCGGAGAAAAGGCCCCUUUGGAUAAAAGAGCUUGCUCAGCCAUACACGCUGUUAACUUGAGGAACUAUCUUGGCGCGCAAUGUCGCACCAUAAGGGAGGAGCAGGGUGAUGAAUCGGAGGAAUUUUUGAACUUGUUCGACGCCCAGAUCACCUACAUAGAGGGCGGCAGAACUUGCAGCGGUUUCUUCACUGUAGAAGAUAUGACUUUCGAAACACACAUGUACAGAGUUCACGCAUCUGGACCGUCUAUACAUCUAGAACCUGUAGCGAUAUCGGUAAGUUCACUGGAUCCACGCUAUGUGUUCGUCCUGGACACGGGCUUGAAGAUAUUCAUCUGGCACGGCAAAAAGUCCAAAAACACCCUCAAGUCGAAGGCCAGACUGAUGGCGGAAAAGAUCAACAAGAACGAGAGGAAGAACAAGGCAGAAAUUUUCACGGUGAACAUGGGUUCGGAGGAGAAACAAUUCUGGGUGGAAUUGGGCUGUCCGGAGGGUCUCCAACCGGACCAAUUGCAGGAACAUGUCGAUCCAGAUUUCGUACCUUUCGCACCGAGACUGUACCAAGUGCAACUGGGCAUGGGCUACCUCGAGUUGCCCCAGGUUGAAGUUCCAUACGGAAAAUUGGUGCACACGUUGCUCAGAAGCAAAAACGUUUACAUUUUAGAUUGCUACCUCGAGGUCUUUGUAUGGAUCGGAAAGAAAUCCACCAGGUUGGUCAAUGCUGCUGCCGUCAAGUUGUCUGAAGAACUCUUUAACAUGAUAGAUAGGCCUGAAUACGCCAUAAUUUCCAGAGUUAGGGAAGGCACAGAAUCGCAGAUUUUCAAAUCCAAAUUUGUGGGUUGGGACGAAGUUAUAGCAGUAGAUUUUACCAGAACGGCCGAGUCUGUUCAGAAAACAGGAGCCGAUCUGACCAAGUGGGCGAAACAUCAGGAAACCAAGGCCGACCUGACGGCGUUGUUCACGCCACGUCAACCUUCGAUGACCUUGAGCGAGGCCCAGCAGUUGAUGGAGGAAUGGAACGAAGAUCUGGAGGCUAUGGAGGCCUUCGUUCUGGAGGGGAAGAAGUUUGUUAGGCUGCCCGAAGAGGAAUUAGGUCACUUCUACUCCAAGGAUUGCUACGUGUUUUUGUGUCGCUACUGGAUGCCGAUCGACGAAGACCAGGAGCCUUCAUGCAACGAGUUGGACGACUUCCAGUGCAUCGUCUAUUUCUGGCAGGGCAGAGAAGCCUCCAACAUGGGUUGGCUGACGUUCACGUUUACCCUGCAGAAAAAAUUCAAGGCCCUCUUCGGCGACAAGUUGGAGGUGGUGAGGGCUCAUCAGCAGCAGGAAAACAUGAAAUUCAUGGCCCAUUUCAAGAGGAAGUUCAUCAUCCAUCAGGGCAAGAGGAAGCAGAAACCGAAGAACCAGGUGGAGCUGUACCAUCUGAGAUCCAACGGAAGCGCCCUCUACACGAGAUUAGUGCAGAUCAAACCUGAUGCAACCUCGCUCAACUCGGCAUUCUGCUACAUCUUGAACAUACCGCUGGAACAGGAGGAUUCCGGAAUAGUGUACGUUUGGAUAGGAUCCAAGUCCGACCCCGACGAAGCCAAGUUGGUGCAGGAGAUCGCGGAAGAGAUGUUCAACAGUCCUUGGGUUAGCUUCCAGAUUUUGGCGGAAGGUGAAGAGCCGGAGAAUUUCUUCUGGGUCGGUUUGGGUGGCAGCAAACCAUACGACACCGAUGCUGAUUUCAUGAACUACACGAGACUCUUCAGGUGUUCCAACGAAAAGGGCUACUUUAUUGUAUCGGAGAAAUGCUCCGAUUUCUGUCAAGACGAUUUAGCAGACGAUGAUAUUAUGAUCCUGGAUAAUGGGGAGCAGGUGUUCUUAUGGCUGGGGGCCAAAUGCAGUGAGGUAGAAAUCAAGUUGGCUUAUAAAUCAGCGCAGGUUUAUAUUCAACAUAUGAGAGUGAAACAGCCGGAUAGGCCGAGAAAGCUCUUUUUAACAUUGAAAAAUAAGGAAUCGAAGAGAUUUACAAAGUGUUUCCACGGUUGGGGCGCUCAUAAGGCACCGCCAGAAUAAAUCUUCAUAACCAACGGUUAUUUGCUCAAAACAGUUUAGUUCUGAAGUCUUCUAAUGAUGAUGCUGUAUUAUAGAAUGUACAAUGAUUUGUGAAUUAUUUAAGCUUGAAAAUUGUUGACAUUAAUAAUUUAUUUAUAAUUUUUAUAACAUUCAAUAAAAUAUAUAACAAAGCA